AUGGAGAAACUUGUGAAAAUCUACACUGAUCAUAAGAGUCUAAAGCAUCUCUUCUCGCAGAAAAAUCUCAAUAUGAGACAAGGGAGGCGUUUAGAAUUGACCAAUGAUUAUCAGUGUGAGAUUAAGUACCAUCUAGGGAAAGCAAAUCAGGCCACGGAUGCGCUAAGCCGGAAGUCCCAUUUGGUAGAUGAGGCUGAAUCAUCGGUGUUAGACUCUCUUAUUUGUGGGAUGAGAAGACUUCUUGUUGAGAAUUCAAAAUUUAAAGAACGAAUCUUGGAUGAGGCUCAUGUAGCCCCGUUUUCGGUUCAUCCCGAGAGCACCAAGAUGUACCGAGACUUGAAGAGAAGUUUUUGUUGGGAAGGAAUGAAGAAGGACAUUGCUUUGUUUAUUGCAAGAUGUACAACUUGUCGACAAGUUAAAACCGAGCAUCAGAGGCUUGCUGGUUAUGUCCAACCCCUCCUUAUUCCUGAGUGA
Molecule: messenger RNA, 474 nt
Organism: Juglans microcarpa x Juglans regia
Lineage: Eukaryota; Viridiplantae; Streptophyta; Magnoliopsida; Fagales; Juglandaceae
Exons: 2
Coding region: 1-474 (157 amino acids)
Source: RefSeq, a predicted model, not a curated record